Chiloscyllium plagiosum (whitespotted bambooshark) is the source of this 4272-nucleotide messenger RNA. The record is from RefSeq and is a predicted model, not a curated record. Lineage: Eukaryota; Metazoa; Chordata; Chondrichthyes; Orectolobiformes; Hemiscylliidae.
AGUUGUCCGCAGUCACUCUCUGGGUUCUGGAGUGGGCUCGCUGUGGAUCUGCAGCCAGUGGCUGUGUGCGGAGUGAGGGCUGGGCGCCUUUUCUGGCGGCCUGGAGCUGACUCACCUCUCUGCCUCUCUCUCUCCCUGUGUGUGUGUGUGUGUGUGUGUCAGUAUGUCCACUCCGGGACUGACAGCUGCCGCCUCCCGGAUCGCUCUCACUCCCAGCCACCGGCACAGCUGCCCCGUUUCACCGACCAGACAGUAACAUCCAGGGGCUGUUUCUCAGCUGGACUCGGGGGGGGAUGUCUGCAGAGGAUGAUAUUCUGACGAGCCAAGGUGAUAUGUGGCCCGAGUUUGAGAAAGCUGAAAAUCUGGCCCGAGGAGCGGCGUUGAAGUGGGCCUCGGGAAUCUUCUAUCACCCAGAUCAACUGGAGAGACUGGGCCAGUAUCGCAAGAGAGAGACGCAAAGAACAUCCUCUGUUCAGUCCAGGUUAAAGUCUGCCGUUCAAUCCUAUCUGGAAGGGGUCGCAACAGGCCUUGGGCAGCUGAAGGCAUCUCUUGAUGAUGUCAGAGCAGUGCGCCGCACACUGGUUGACGUCUGUGAGGAUUGGCAGAAGAAAGUCAAUGGGUUUGAAGGCCUGGGGCAUUUACGCAGCCUGGUUUCUGACCAUGUCCAGUUGGCUACUGCAGUGCACAAUCUACAGCAUGUAUUCUCAGUCCCUGAGGUUGUGAGGGAGACCCGGCAGCUGAUAGAGGAAAGGAGGCUGCUGGACGCCCAUGCCAAGCUGAUGGAGAUGGAAGGCUGGCGAGACAACAUCCUUCAACAGCUACACCAUGCCGGGAGGCAGGACACGGAAGGGGAGCGGAUCGUCCUGUCCUACUUUACUGUCGUGGGCCAGCUCAAUGAGGAGCUCACCAAGGAACUCUGGGAUGUCGUGGGCUCCGGCCUAGCCCUGGUCAAGCAGGACCCGUCCCUGUUUGUCUCAGCGAUCCGCAUCAUUGAGCGGGAAGAGGAGAUGGACCGAGCAGCUGCAGACAGCCAAAGGCAACAUGCCUUCCUCCCUCCCGGGAGGCCAAAGAACCUGCGGCAGACCUUUUUCAAAGUUAUCGAGCAGUCCACCAGGGCGCAGUUCCGGGCGAGGCAGACUGAUACGAAGGGACCGGGACUGGCCAGUCACCUGGCGGCCUUGCACAACAAUAUUCUCAGUGAUCUCAAAGUGGUCAAGCACUUAAUGGUGCAGUGCUGUCCUCCCCACUACAACAUCCUCCAGACCUAUGUGCUGCUGCACCACAGUUGCCUUUCGGGGCAUCUGCAGGAUAUAAUCUCCUGGGAUUUAGAGAAGAGUGAGAUCUACACAGUGCUGAACUGGAUACGCCAUAUUUACCACAGCCGUCCGAAGAUGCUGGCUCACCCUGACCUCUCUCCUGAUGUCGACAUUGUGUCACCAGGACCCCUGAUUUCCCAAGAUGCACUGGAGCAGCUGCAGAAUAAAUAUGUCGGUGCUAUCCGGGUGGCGGUGUCGGACUGGAUGCAGAAAGCCCUGGAGGCAGAGGUGAACGACUGGUACCGAGAGGAGGAGCCCGAGUCUGACCAUGAAGGUUACUACCACUCCAGUCUGCCGGUGAUUGUGACCCAGAUGCUGGAAGAGAAUGUCCAAGUGGCGAUGGUCAUCAGUGACUCUCUCAGGGACCAAAUGGUCACAAUGGCCCUGCAGGAAUUGGAGUCCUUCCUGUGCAGGUUCCGAGAGGCGGUGAUCAGUUAUGGUAAAGAACGACAGAAGCCCUCCCAGCCCAAGUACUACCUGCUGUAUCUGCUGGCUGAUGUUAACAACUGUAUAGCAAUCAGGAGAUGCAUCCAGUGGCUGCAGCAGCAAGGCAACCAGGGUUCCCAUGGCGACGGCUGCAAUAAGUUACCUCAACCCAUUGAUACGGCCUUGGACCGAGCAAUGAAAAAAGGCUGCAGGCUGCUGAUAGAUGAGAUGCUGUCAGAACUCCAGCCCCACUUCCUCCAGCUGUGGUCUACGUCCUGGUUCUGUGGCUCUGAUAUUAUCGACUCUAUCUGCACUGUCAUGGAGACACACUGUGGUCACUUCGGCCACAUCAGGGAGCCCAUCUUUCAGUUCAUGCUGUCUGAAGGCCUCCGUCUGGUAAUCAUUGAUUACGUCCGCACGCUGGUGUUGAGGAAGAUUGUCUGCAAAAACCCCACAGAACGAGAGAGGCUGUCAGACAGAAUGGCCCGUGAUGCAGAGAAACUGCACAAACUCUUCUGCAAUCUGGCUGUUCUUCCACAUCUCGUCAACUUGACAUCUUCCAAAAUCCUGAUGUCUGUGCCUUCACUCCCGGCCAGUCCCAUUCCCCCAUCGUCCCUGAGCUCACUCAUCUACACUGGCUCCCAGCUGUUUCCGUUCUUGAAUAACAAGGCAACCUCCUGGUUUUCUUUUGCCAGUGAUGAGCAUGUUUCGGCCCUGCUGGAUAUUCGGGGCGAUGUGUCCAAAGACGUGCGCGGGACGGUGCUGGAGAUGUUGGAGCAGAGCUCCCAGCCUGCCCCCGAAGACUACCAGCCCAUCUUCUCCGAGAUCCUGGUGCCCACUCCUGUUCUCCCCUUCUGUCUGCCCGCUGUCAAAUGCGGCUAGCCCUCCUCUCCCCUCACCCCACCCCCACCCACCUCCUCGCAUCUCACUGCAGGCCUCAGGGUGGACUAAGAGGUCACCUGACACUUGCCAAUGUGAGACAGUCCUUCACAGUCCAACCGUGCGAUGGAGACUGGAGGCCAGUCUAGGGGAAGGUGUCCAAAUUAUGUUGGCAGACCUUGUCGCUGUCAAGGUUAGUGAGCCCCUGGUGUUCAAGCCUUUGAUCUCACUCCCCCAGAUCUACAAUUAUCUCUCAUAUUUAUAGGAAACAACACAUGUUCCUAUAAGCUUCCUGUGGCAAGCAUGCCAUGAUCCCACUCAGAGUCAAAAUUCCUGGUACAGUUUGCUAGACUUUACGUCCUCUAUAGGAAAGAGAAGAUAUGUGAAUAUCAAUGAAGAGUGACACUUGAUUUCCCACCAAGAGUCGCUGCCAGAGCAUUUGGGUGAAACACUAGGGGAUUAUCCGUCCCCAUGCUACCAGACCAAAUACAAAACACCAGCUCGCUCCUGGGAGAGCAGGGAAUUCUCACCAAGCUGAAGAUAGCUCAUAAAUGUCACAUCCAUCUUUCAGCAGUUUGUUCUCAACACUGGAUUUCCUGCCCAAGGGAAUUUAGAGGUUACAAUCCUCCCACGCAGCCUCAAAUUGCUAAACUAUUUACGCUUUCAUGGGAUAUGCACCUCGCUGACAAGGCCAGAAAUUUAUCGCACAUUCUUAAUCGCCCUCGAACUAGGCCACUUCAGAGAGUCAUUGCUGGAGUUAAAUAUAGUCCAGACUGGGAAAGGUGGCAGAUUUCCUUCCUUAAAGGACAUCAGUGAACCAGAUGAGUAUUUUGUAAUAAUCGCUGAUCGUUUCAUGGUUGCCAGGAUUAUAUUCCAGAGAUUAAAUUCCAUCAGCUCCCCUGUGUUAAUUUGAACCCAUGUUCCCCAGAGCAUUAGUCUCUGAUUCCUCGUGAUAUUCUCACAAAGCCACCAUAUCUCCGCUCAACCCUGGAAGCUGUUUUUCAAGGCCCCUUCCCUCAGCUGGACUGAAGAGUGCCUGCCUUGAACCGUAGGUCAGGAAGCUGAUUUAAAUUUUGAGGAAUUGUGGGUGGACCCUAGUGACUGCUGAAAACAAAGAAAUGACCAGGGGAACUUGCUGGAAUAAAUUCCCAUGGAACCAGGAAAGGUGGUUGUGGGUUAUGGAGUGGGAGUGUGCCGGGCGGGCCUUUGCAAGACUGGGACACCCUUGCCCAGCCCUCCACCUUUUCACCCCAUGAUAUGAAGUCCCAUUUUGUCACUGGUCCAGGGUUGGCGAGUUUCUAUAGGAUGCCCUGUCGGGGAAUGUAACUGGACUGACCAGAUUUCAACUAGGCCCAAGCUGUGAAUGCUCCCUUGGCAGUACUCCCAUGCCCACCCCUUCAGGCCAAACACAAGGAAGUGGCCCUCUGGUUUACAACCCUGUCGUUCCCUCGGAUCCUCACAAUGAGUGAGCAACUCAGGAUUUUAACUAUAAUUAGAGGCUUUGGCCUGUAUCAGCUGAUAGACCUCACUAACCGCACCACACCCCCAACACCAUCUUACAGGGACAACAAAUUGACUGCCUGAGCAGGGGGAUUACAUUGGUAAAGCUAAUGACAUGGACUCGGAUAUCAAUAAAUGGAAUGUUAACAAG